AUGAAAGGCGUCUUCACGGCGCCCGGCGAUUACGUUUAUUUCAAGUCUCAGGUCCCUCUUCACAAGAUCCCUAUUGGAUCAAAGCAAUGGCGGUAUUAUGAUUUUGGCCCAAAAGUAGUGCCCCCACUAAUAUGUCUACCUGGUACAGCUGGAACUGCAGAUGUGUACUACAAACAAGUUAUGUCACUCUCAAUGAAGGGUUAUCGUGUCAUUUCAGUUGAUAUUCCUCGUGUAUGGAACAACCAUGAGUGGAUUCAAGCUUUUGAGAAGUUUUUAGAUGCUAUUGAUGUUCAUCAUAUACAUCUUUACGGUACAUCACUUGGUGGCUUCCUAGCUCAGCUUUUUGCUCAACAUCGCCCACGGAGAGUUAAAUCGUUGGUUCUCUCAAAUACAUUCUUGGAGACAGCUAGUUUUGCUGCAGCCAUGCCGUGGGCCUCAAUUGUAGGCUGGACACCUUCAUUUCUACUGAAGCGAUAUGUUCUAACUGGAAUCCGUGAUGGUCCUCACGAACCCUUCAUUGCAGAUUCCGUGGAUUUUGUUGUUGCUCAGGUCGAGACACUUUCAAGAGACGAUUUGGCCUCAAGACUCAGUUUAACGGUCGAUGCAGCAUCAGUUGGACCUCUUUUGCUUUCAGAUUCUUUAAUCACUAUAAUGGAUACAAAUGAUUUCUGUGCCAUCCCCCAACAACUUAAAGAUCAAGUAACUGAAAGAUACCCCGGUGCUAGACAAGCCUAUCUAAAGUCUGGUGGUGAUUUUCCUUUUCUUUCACGACCAGAUGAAGUAAAUCUUCAUCUCCAGCUGCACCUAAGACGAGUUGGAGUUGAGCCCCGGGUCCCUAGCACCCCAAAGGAUGAUUCUGGUGGAAGUUCGAGUGACCAAAAUGACAGAAAACGAGAUACCGAUGACUCACCAGAGGAUGAUAGAGUAGAUGAUGAUGGGCCAGGUGGUCCGGAAGACACAAAAGGGCCACUUUUGGUUCCAGAGGGUCCUGAUUCGGGUCAUUUUGAUAGCCUACACCUGAGCAAUGCUUAUUUACCUAAUUACAACGGUGAUCGCCUGGUGACUCUUUUGCUAGAAGAAGCUGUGGAGAAUGGGAAAACUAUUCUAGCUUCUAACUUGAACUUCGCGUUUGAGUAUAUUGUUCUUAGUUUGCUUCGUAAUCACUUCGACAACGUGUACAUGAAUUUGCAAGUAUAG
This is a messenger RNA of Striga hermonthica, 1197 nucleotides long. NCBI's taxonomy places the organism in Eukaryota, Viridiplantae, Streptophyta, Magnoliopsida, Lamiales, Orobanchaceae. The record is from the annotation of a GenBank genome assembly.